AUGUCUCUGGGGCGACUCCUCCGACGUGCCUCUUCAAAAGCUUCCGACCUCCUGACCUUGAAUUCUGGUGGUGGUGGCAGUUCAUCUUCCAUACUCGAUGGGGAGAUUAUCUACUCGAAGAACAACGUCUGUGUCCACCCCCCGGAGCUGCUACAAGGCAUCGGGGAGCAUCAUCCAGGCUAUUUGUGCUUGUACAUGGAGAAGGAUGAGCUGCUGGGAACCACGCUGAUCCUCGCCUGGGUGCCGAACUCCCGCAUUCAAAGGCAGGAUGAGGAAGCCCUGCGCUAUAUCACCCCCGAGAGCUCCCCUGUCCGUAAAGCCCCCCGCAAGCGCGGCCGCCACGCUCAGGGUUUCGGCAUUCCUGCCCGCAGCGACUCAGGAAUCCUCUCGACAAUCAGUUCUCAGGAGGAGCAGAACAGGUCGGAGCUGUCGGUGGAGGGGACGGAGGAAGGGCUGGACUGCAGGCCAGAGCCGGGGGAGGACGAGGGCUCCUUGGAGCUGUCUGCUGAUGACGUGAGCAGGGACAGCACUUUUGACUCUGAUUCUGAUGCCUUCUCUUCCCCCUUCUGCCUCUCUCCCAUUAGCGAAGCCCUUGGGAAAAGCAGUAGUUCCGUGUUCCUGGAUAACGAAAGCAG
This is a messenger RNA of Leptosomus discolor (cuckoo roller), 635 nucleotides long. Lineage: Eukaryota; Metazoa; Chordata; Aves; Leptosomiformes; Leptosomidae. The record is from RefSeq and is a predicted model, not a curated record.